AAAUAAAAUAGAAUUUAUAGUUCCUAUAUAUUGAAAACUAUCAAGUAUACACUAUGAAUAGUAUCUGCAAAGCUCUAGUUGCAGCUGGUUGACCAGACUUUAAUAUUACCAACUUUAGAAAUCUAACCUGUAGUAGUAGUUCCGUAAUAAAUUUUAGCUAUUUCACAUUUUCAAUGUUUCAAUAAUACAGAAAAGGUGUAGUUUCUAUACUGUUUCUGUCAUUUAAAUCCUUACAAUUCUGUAUUCUCAGUUUUAUUAAAAAUGCUUUUAAGUAACGAAAAAGUGGAAUUAGACAAAUAUCAAAAUUCAAAUAUUUUAAUGAAGAUUGCCUAGUACUCAAUAUAAUAUUCUUCCAUUCUUAUACUUAACAUAGUGACGGAAGAUAUGUUAACAUAGUGACGUAAGAUAUUCAUAAUUAAAGCAAUGAAAUUCCUAAAAUUGUGUCUCGAUAUGAAGCUUAUAGGAGUGAUAGAAUAUAAUAAGGAGUAUCAUAGAAAAGUAGCGAAAUCACGACAAAUCUAUUAUCUGUCCUCCCAUGUUAUAAUAUGUUUAAAUAUCCCAUAACAGUUGUACUAUAGUAGGAUCAUCAUCAUCAGCAUAUCGGAGCCCACUGCUGAGCAAAGGCCUCUUAUCACAUGGAGAAGGUUAGAGCAUUAAUCACCACGCUUGCUCAAGACGGGUUGGCGAUUUCAAUCUUAUAAUUUUGAAAUUAUAAGACCAGGUUUUCUCUCGAUGUUUUCCUUCACCGUCCGUCAGUGGUGUCUAAAUACUCUUAGAAAGUACAUAUUAGUCGGAAAAGAUCACAUUGGUACUUCCCAGGUUUCGAACUCGCGCCCUCACGUAUGAGAGGCGGGCCUUUAACCGCCAGGCCACCACGACUAUUGUAGGAUAAUACUUUAUAAAUUUUAUUAAAUCACCCUAAAUAUGAACGCUUGAAAGUUUCUCCAAAACCUUUUCAAUAUAAUUAACAGUAAAAGAAGGCUAUAUAAACAAUUAUUUGCCUUACACUUCAGAUAACUUACCUUCAUUGUUGACGAGUUAUUCUAAUCGAACGGUAAUAAAUUUAGGUAAUUCUUUGGCUUAUUUAUUGUUAAAAAAUGCUAUUUGUACUAAUACUGUGUCUGAGUAUAAUUCAGUUUUUGUACUCCUCAUGUAGGUAUCUAACAUUAAUUUAUUUUAAUGAUUAUCAAUGUACCUAAAUAACAUUCUAACUCCAGCUUCACCACUAGAGAAGAAAUGUUUUGCAAGUGAUACAAAAUGAUGAGAUCUAAGAUUUUCGCGAGUAUUUAUUUAAAUGAAACUAGUAUUAUUCGGAUUUACUACGCGGAUUUUAUUAUUUAAAAACUAUAUAAUCCCGACGUUUCGGUUACUUUGCAGCAACCGUUAUCACGGGCAGACGAGGUUAUACAAAAUGCCUUACUACAAGAGCACAAGAAAACGUAGCUCUAUUUGUAAAGGGUAUACCAGAUAUAUACGUUGAAAGACUUGACCCAAUGUUUAUUGAUUAUAUAAAAAAUGAAAAAGAAGGCUUAAUAAUGGAGGGAUGGAAUAACCGGUUAGGAUUAUCGAAUGCAAUUAUAGAUGAACUCCGUAUAGAUAUGAGUUCAAAGCUUAUGAGACUGGUUUUCCACGCUGAGAAAUUCUUAUUCAAGAAUAAAUACAAGAUUUAUGGUUUACUUUUCACUAUGCCAAUUUGUGGCGAAGGAGAUUUGUUAUCAUUUGAAAGAAACAAAAAUAUUGCAUUAACAAUGCCUUUCGACAUACUUGUUGAUUCUAAAGGCCAGAGCUUCAUGAAUUUAAAGAAUGUUACAUAUAACUUUGAAACAAAGGAUGGUGCUUAUUUUUACCUUACAAACCUAUACUAUGGAGACCAAGCUAAGAGUGAUUACACACACAAUUAUCUUAAUAAAAACUGGAAGCUGAUCACUCAAAUAUUCCCACCUCUCAUUUUGGAUGAUAUAUGUUUUAAAAUAUUCAACGCGGUUGCUACGUUGCUCCAAGACUUGUUGUUAUGAAAUUUUUUAUUUAUUUAGUUAUAUAAGAUAUAAUAAUAAGGAACUGUAAGAUAUCGAGAAAUUUAAGAAAAAAUAUAUUUUAUAAUUUAAUUUUGGCCUGAUAAAGUAUCAUAUGCAAA
Messenger RNA from Danaus plexippus (monarch butterfly), 2134 nucleotides. RefSeq lists its product as uncharacterized. The transcript is spliced from 4 exons. NCBI's taxonomy places the organism in Eukaryota, Metazoa, Arthropoda, Insecta, Lepidoptera, Nymphalidae. Bases 1494 to 2015 code for a protein of 173 amino acids. The record is from RefSeq and is a predicted model, not a curated record.